UGACGGUGUGACAAACCUGGGUGAACUCACGUUGAUCACGAGACCUUCCAUAUAUGGACGUGUUACUCAACCUGGUGCGGAGAUCUGAGAGAGAGACAACCAAAGCCGCAUCAAGAAGUUUGCUCAGACCACACCUUCUCAUUACGCCAGGAAACAAAUUUAAAUAUAGCCGAGCGAAAGUCUUGAUCUGGGUCAACGCUCAUUCGAUAAAUAUCGGGUCCUCCUUUCAGGUAUGCCAAUCCAUACAACUAACCGAGCCUCUGAAUCAUGCCUUCUACUACUAGCUCAUCUCCCGUUUACGCCAGCGCAGCCUCUCCUGCUUAUGAGUCAUACACCACUUCCGCUUCUUCUUCAUCCUCUUCCGAGAGCAUCAUCUACGGCACCACAUCCUCGUACUCGCCACCGCGCAAGGCAUGGGUAGAUCCCAAGAGCUUGGCCAACUGUGGAGAUGCGUCCCAGAUACAGGGCAAUGUAUCUCCCUACGUCAAGCAACUAAUUCUCAACACAUUUAUUGCGUACGGCGCUGGUGACGAGCACUGUUUUGGUCAUCAUGUUGCCAAAGCAGUCAAGUUCGUCGACAUCAGUGCCCAUGAAAGCCACGAAAAGCAAGGUCGUAUGGAGGCAACCACUAUAUCAGAAAUCGUUGUCUCAAAAAACAUGUUGAAUGGCGCGGGAAUGCUUCAUGGAGGUUGCCUGGCGUUUCUCAUUGACAACACUCCGUUAGUCGCUCUGGGACUCAUACAAAACAUCAAUGGAGUGGGAGUCACUCAGUCGAUGAACAUCAUGUUCCACUCCCCUGCACCAGUUGGAUCGUGUUUGCGUAUCAUCAGUACCUCAAUCGCUAUGGGCGGCCGAAUUAUGAGCGCUCGAUGCGAGGUCAUUAACAAGAAAACAGGCAGUGUAGUUGCCUCUGCAUAUCUCAACAAAAUGCAACCCACCGUUUCAAAGCUUUGA
Messenger RNA from Suillus clintonianus, 954 nucleotides. Its product is annotated as HotDog domain-containing protein. The transcript is spliced from 5 exons. Bases 268 to 954 code for a protein of 228 amino acids. Lineage: Eukaryota; Fungi; Basidiomycota; Agaricomycetes; Boletales; Suillaceae. The record is from RefSeq and is a predicted model, not a curated record. Gene Ontology annotation, molecular function: fatty acyl-CoA hydrolase activity.